UCACGUGAGAGGGAUUUUAUCCACCUUUUUUAGAACAUUUACUGAUGCCAAUUCCAUUACUGGAAAAAUGGAGCUAAUGUUUGGAUUAUACACUCUAGGGAGCCUAGCAUCCAUCAUCCUGCUUGUACUUCUGAUUUUGUUACAUUUUCCUCUUAAAAGCUACAUGCAUAAAUGGAGGGAGAUGAAGCCAAUUCCAGGAAUGGAAGGUGCCUUCCCAUUCAUUGGUAAUGCUUUACAGUUCAAAACCAAUGCAGGAGAUUUUUUCAACCAGAUUAUUGAGGGGACUAAUGAAAACAGACAUAGGCCUCUUGUGAAGGUCUGGGUGGGACCCAUCCCGUUCCUUGUUUUAUUUCAUGCAGAGACAAUAGAGGCUGUCCUCAGCAAUUCUAAGCAUCUAGAUAAAUCUUACCCCUACAGAUUUCUGCACCCAUGGCUUGGCACAGGUUUACUCACCAGUACAGGAGACAAGUGGCGCAAUCGACGCAAAAUGCUGACCCCAACAUUUCACUUCUCUAUCCUCACUGACUUCCUGGAGGUGAUGAAUGAACAGAGUGAUAUUCUGAUCCAAAAGAUGGUGAAACAUGUAGGCGGAGAACCAUUUAACUGCUUCAGCUACAUUACACUCUGUGCCUUAGACAUUAUAUGCGAAACAGCAAUGGGCAAAAACAUCUAUGCACAGAGCAAUGCUGACUCAGAAUAUGUCCAGACUGUGUAUAAGAUGAGUGACAUCAUCACUCGUAGACAGAGAUCACCGUGGUGGUGGCCUGACUGGAUUUAUAACAUGUUAGGAGAGGGUAAAGAGCAUGCAAAACAACUGCGGAUUUUACACUCCUUCACUGCAGGUGUGAUAAAAGAGAGAGCAGAGUAUGCGAGUGAAGGAUCUGAUGGUGAGUCAGACCAUGGCCGGAGAAAGCGAAGGGCUUUCUUGGACAUGCUGUUAAAAACCACAGAUAAUACUGGUUCUGCACUGAGCCAUGAGGACGUUCAGGAGGAAGUGGACACCUUCAUGUUUGAAGGACAUGACACGACCGCAGCUUCCAUUAACUGGGCCUUACAUCUGAUAGGGGCUCAUCCAGAAGUCCAAAAGAAAGUACAGGCAGAGCUACAGGAGGUGUUUGGUUCAUCACAGCGGCAUGUGGGAGUGGAGGACCUGAAGAGUCUGCGGUACCUGGAGUGUGUCAUCAAGGAAAGCCUGCGAAUCUUCCCUGCUGUGCCGCUGUUUGCACGCAGCAUCUGCGAGGACUGUCAUAUAAAUGGUUUCAAAGUUCCAGAAGGCGUCAAUGCUGUGAUCAUCCCUUACGCUCUUCAUCGUGAUCCACGUUUCUUUCCAGAGCCGGAGGACUUUAAACCAGAGCGCUUUCUUCCAGAGAACAGUACAGGAAGACACCCAUACUCAUACAUCCCAUUCUCUGCUGGUGCUCGAAACUGCAUCGGCCAGCGCUUUGCCAUGAUGGAAGAAAAGGUGAUUCUUUCUACUGUGUUGCGUCACUUUGAUGUGCAAGCGUGUCAGAGUCGUGAGGAGCUGAGACCUCUGGGGGAGCUCAUUCUCCGUCCGGAGAAGGGUAUCUGGAUCCGACUAGACAAAAGAACCAACUAAACCCAAGCCAUGCCUUGUAUGUAAUGUUUGUAGUUCAUCAGGUAUGAGGCAGAGAGGCUGUUGUUUUAGAACAGUCUACAUGUUUUGUUCCAAGACACCCCAUAGAAAUGUAAAAUUUUCUAUACAUUAUAGUAAGAAAUGUUUGCUUUCGUAUAUAGCACACUGUAUAAACAAUAGUUAAGACAGACAUUUUAAAACUAAAAACAAACUGCAUAAACAAUGAUGGUCAAAUUUUACUCUGAGCCACAUUUAAUUGUAAAAUAAUUAACUGGUUUUUUUUUAUAUCAUUCUGUCACGGUCAUGUAUGUGAGUAUUAAUUUCUCUGAGUUGAUAAUCAUUUUGGGAAAAUUGUUACAAUUUUUUUUGCAUUAUUUUUAAACUAAAGCAUGUUUCAGGGCAAAGUUUGCCAGCAAUUGCUUUAUACAACAGAUCGCUAAAAAGUUGUUACAUACACAUGGACUCUAGUGUAAGGUGAAACUCAAACACUAGUACUGAAUGAAGGUUACAAUAAAACCUCAGUUUAGAAUGUAUAUUUUUUAAAGCAGGUGAGCACAAGGCAAUUGCAUACAAUUUAUUUUCAGAUUAUAGUGUAAAUUAUAUGACGAUGCCUAGAGAUAAGCACAUAACUAACAAGCUAUUGUUAUUACUAUAUAUUACUAUCAAUCAUAUUAAUAGCAGUUGUAGCAGUAUUAACAUUGGUGUAGCAUCAAGUUUUACUUGAUCAUAAUAGAUUAUUUUGUCUUUUGUUUCAAAAUCAGUUUUGCUGGAUUACUACACAGCGAAAUAGAGUAGCCUUGCUCUUUCUCUUCCUUUCAUCCGGUUUUAGAAUGCUGAGGGAAAGCAGACUUUGUAGCUUCCACACAGAGGCAGUGUUGUGCCUCAUCGCCUCGCUGUCAAGAUUAGUGAGUAGAGGGGAAGCCAGGUUAGGAACCUGAACUCACUACUCAAAAGAUUUCUAAAGUUACUGGAAAGACCUGACACUUACGUAUUACACCAUUGUUUUGUGGUCUUUUUUUUUUGCAAAACAAUAGAAAAACUAUUAUAAUGGAAUCUGCUCAAAUUGGCUUACGGUGAUAUUAAGUGCUUCUAAUGGAAAAAAAAAUAUGUACAUGUGUAGAGUCAAGUGUGAAACUUGCCUCCUUUCACUGGUGCUGGAAAAGGACCUCUAGUGCAGCCUUAUCUAAUAUCUUAUAACCUUGUAAGAAAGAGUGAAAUUCAUCUUAAUAUGUACUUAAUGUAAUAUGUAAAUGUGUAAAAAAAAUUAAAUAUGUAAAAAUUAAAUAAAUAAAUAAAAAAAACAGAAAGCUUUCAACUUUCGACUUUUUCUGCUGUCAGCCAGGUAUUUGAGGCAACAGUGGACCCAGCCCAAUCAGAAAAAGCCUAGGCUUGUUUUUUUAAUCAUUAAUUAUCCAGUUUCAGACAAUUCUCCCCUGACUUUUCACAUCAACAGAGCAUUACCAUUUACAUAACUCACCUUUUUUUUAACCAUCCUGUGUAAGCAGUAUAGUGAUUAUUGUGCAUACAAAUCCAACUAGAUCAGUAGGUCUAGGAAUACUCAAUUCAGACAGUCUAGCUCCAGAAACCCUGCUAUGGUCAGUCACUUUGAUCAAAUUUUGUUCUCCAUACUGAUAUUUGAAGAAAAAAAAAGUAGCAGAAGCUCUUUACCUGUAUCUGCAUCGUACAUUCAUGACACUGACGUGAUUAACCAAUUGGAUAUUUGCAUUGAAUUAACUGCUAAAG
Messenger RNA from Silurus meridionalis, 3337 nucleotides. Its product is annotated as cytochrome P450 4V2. Gene Ontology annotation, molecular function: iron ion binding; monooxygenase activity; heme binding. The record is from RefSeq and is a predicted model, not a curated record. Lineage: Eukaryota; Metazoa; Chordata; Actinopteri; Siluriformes; Siluridae.